Molecule: messenger RNA, 3336 nt
Organism: Oncorhynchus keta (chum salmon)
Lineage: Eukaryota; Metazoa; Chordata; Actinopteri; Salmoniformes; Salmonidae
Product: tyrosine-protein kinase Fes/Fps
Exons: 19
Coding region: 426-2918 (830 amino acids)
Biological process (GO): cell adhesion; chemotaxis; peptidyl-tyrosine phosphorylation
Molecular function (GO): ATP binding; non-membrane spanning protein tyrosine kinase activity
Source: RefSeq, a predicted model, not a curated record
UGCUCAAGCUAAUGUUGUGUUCCAAUUUAGUCACCUGCUUAGCGUAAUUAUAGUUCCCGUUAAUCCACGCAGUUAAUGAGCUGUUAUGUUCUUGAACCGUGCUGUACACAUAGGACAUUAAAACCAGGGCUGUACCAAGCCUUCCGUCCCGAAGAGGACGCAGUCACUCACCUCCCCAGUCAGUCCCGCUUUGAUAGGACAGUGCUGGCUUCCUGCUUUUUAUGUUUCUGAUGCGAGUAUGGUCGCCGUGCCAGACCAGUGAUAUCAAUACUACCUCACUGUAACAGUUUCUGUCGGCAUAAUUAAUGCCUCCUCGAUAAGAAUCGUCAUAGCCUACAUAUUCUAUAAAUAUUUGAAACAUCGGAGUGAACUGCUUGCAAUAACCUGAGUUUUACUGGGUUACCACUCCUCUGGGUGCAGAUCUGAUGGGGUUUGGGGAGGACCUGUGGUGUCCCCAGGCCCACGCGGCCCUGAUGCGGCUGCAGGACUCGGAGCUGCGUCUGAUGGAGGUGAUGAAGAAGUGGAUGAGCCAGCGGUCCAAGAGCGACCGGGAGUUCUCUGUUCAGCUGCACCAGAUGGCUGCCAUGGUUGAGAAACUGGAGGGGCCCCAGCCUGGGGGAGGACCGGACUACAUCAGCCAGCUUAAUCAGUCGUGGGGUGUGCUGGUGGCUCAGACGGAGAGUUUGAGUCGUGUGAUGCGGCGGCAGUCUGAAGACCUGCAAGUUGGGCCUCUCAGCAAACUGACCCUGCUGAUCAGAGACAAGCAGCAGCUCAGGAAAACCUACACAGAGCAGUGGAGCCAGCUCAGCCAGGAGCUCAGCAGGGUGACCCAGACAGAGCUGGAGAGGCUGAAGGCCAGCUAUAGACAGCUGGUGAGGGAUGCAGGGCAGGCAAAGAGGAAGUACCAGGAGGCCAGUAAAGAUAAAGAACGUGAGCGUGCGAGGGAGCGCUAUGUGAAGGCUACUCUGAGGCUCCAUGAGCUUCAUAAUGAGUAUGUUCUGUCAGUCAGAGCAGCCCAGGUGUACCAUCAGCACCACUACAGCCAGGCCCAACCUGCCCUGCUCAUGGCACUACAGAGCCUACAGCAGGAGAUGGUACUUGUACUGAAGGAGAUUCUGCAGGAGUACUAUGACAUGUCCAGUAUGCUCCAACAUGAGGUCGUAUCUGUCCACGAGGAGAUGUCUGCUGCUUUGAUGGCCAUAGAGCCACACAGAGAGUACGAGAGCUUCAUCCAACAGAACAGGUCUGUAGGGGAGGUUCCGGUGUGUGUGGAGUUUGACUCUGGUCUUUUGGAGAACACAGAUCGACUGAAGACUGGAGAGCUGGAACUAAAUGAGCUUACAGUGGAGGGGAUCCAGCACAGGUUGACUGCAGUGGAAGAGGAACUGCUGUCUCUAGCUGGUAAUGUGGUUUCCCAACAGGCCUCAGUCAACCAGCUGGAGUUGGAGCUAGAGGCAGAGGAAGAGUGCAUCAAACGGGGUCAGAGGGUUUACCAGUUCAGUAAGAGGCAUGCGCUGGAGGAGAGCCGACAGCAGGUGAUGCUGUCCCUGGGAGCUAGAACCAGGCUGGAGGCACAGAGGUUGCUGCUGAAGGGGAAGCUGGAAUGGCUGGGAUCCAGUGAACCCCCACCUGCCCUGGGGCUGGAAGAGGAUCGUAUCUCCCUCUCCUCUAUCACCUCUAGUGAGAGGGACGGCCUCAGAAACCUCAGUGUGGACGGCAUCAUAAGCCAUUUUAGCGGCCUGUUCAAACCCAAAUACACGGUGCCCCCUGCCCUGUCCCCAGUCCCAGAGGUAGAGCGCCCCCUGGAGCAGCAGAACUGGUACCACGGAGUCAUCCCCAGGCUGGAAGUUCAGGAACUGCUGAGGUGUGAUGGAGACUUCCUGGUCAGACAGAGUCAGGGCAAACAGGAGUAUGUCCUUUCUGUCCACUGGGCUGGCGCUUGCAGGCACUUCCUUAUCCAGAGCACAGACAAUAUGUACCGCCUGGAUGGAGAGGGAUUCCACACCGUUCCCAUGCUGAUGAACCACCUGGUCUCCUCACACCAACACGUCACCAAGAGAUCCGACAUUGUCCUGAAGAGACCUGUCCUAAAGGACAAGUGGGUUCUGGAACACGAUGAUGUCAUCCUGGGGCAGAGCAUUGGCCAGGGUAACUUUGGGGAGGUGUACAGUGGUCGUCUGCUUUCUGAUAACACCCCUGUAGCUGUAAAAGCCUGCAGAGAGAACCUGGCCCCAGAACACAAGAACAGGUUCCUUAUGGAGGCCAGGAUCCUAAAGCAGUAUGACCACCCUAACAUAGUGAAGCUGAUUGGUGUCUGCACACAGAAACAACCCAUCUAUAUCAUUAUGGAGCUGGUACAAGGGGGAGACUUCCUGUCCUUCCUGCGCUGUGAAGGUCACAACCUGAAGUCAAAUAUGCUGGUGAAAAUGGCAGAGAAUGUGGCAUCUGGCAUGGAGUAUUUGGAGAGCAAGAAAUGCAUCCACCGGGACCUGGCAGCCCGUAACUGUCUGGUGGGAGAACAGAGCAGGGUGAAGAUCAGUGACUUUGGGAUGUCUCGCGAGCAGCAGGAUGGGGUCUACUCUGCCGCGGGGGGCCUCAAACAGAUCCCUGUCAAAUGGACGGCCCCCGAAGCCCUCAACUAUGGGAGGUACACCACGGAGAGUGACGUGUGGAGUUUUGGAGUUCUCCUAUGGGAGAUAUUCUCCAGGGGAGUCACACCCUACACCAGCAUGUCCAACCAGCAGACAAGGGACGAGGUGGAGAAAGGUUACCGGAUGCUAGCCCCAAACUCCUGUCCUCCAGAUGUGUAUGCUAUUAUGUGUCGCUGCUGGCAGUACGACACCAGAAACCGGCCGUCCUUCAGCAAACUCAGGACCGAACUCAGUGCUUUAUACCAGAAACUGUCCUUACUCAAGUGACUUGUUUGAUUCUGUUUUACCUUUUUAUAUGGAGCAGAUGUUGCCUUUAUUUAAUAUACAUAGACUAUAGAGAACCAGUUGCUAUGUGAUCUUGAUUUUACCAUAUUUAAGUAGUGAUAAUGUGCCAGGCUGUGAGACCACAGGUAAUCUAAGUACACAUGACAUGUGUGUAUUGAAAACAUUGGUACCAUAUUCUACAAAGUAGAAUAUUCUACAUCUGUUGAAUGUUGCUAUUGUUUACUGUAUUACGUUACUGUAAAUGUACAAAUUGAAUGUUUCUAUUAUAUCAGCUUUAAAGAGUUGAUGGGAUCUUUUUCUUUCUUAUCUUUUUUAAUAUACACUGAACAAAAAUUUGAACACAAUAUGUAAAGUGUUGGUACCAUUUUUCAUGAGCUGAAAUAAAAGAUAUGCAAAAUAA